CCACUACUACCCCAGCGAGGCUCUUCCGCGCGACGAUCACCACAUCAACCCCCAGGAUGUCAUCCCGAGAGCUCGCGAUGAAUACCAAUCGCUGGCGCGUUGUGUCAUGGACUUCGAGCUUCACUUCACUUCACUCCCAGACGAUAUCAUCCUCGAGGUGGCCAGCAAGAUCGUACAUCUCCGUCAGCGCAGCCGCCGUCGCGAAGUUUUCGGUAGACAGCGCCACCCAACCUCCGAUGUGCACCUCAUUGUGCGAUGGUCGAUCGGUGAUGAGCUUCUCCGUGUUCUCAUCUUCAGCGCGAUGGAGCUAUGCCAGCUUCAAUCGUUGUCACUACCUGACGACGCGUCCACGUCGCAAGCACCGCAGAGCCGGCCCUCAAGUCUGGUAUCGUAUCCCUCCCGUGACUUCCUGGAUCUACUCAUGAAGCACAUCGACGACCUGAGUCAUGUCGUUGACAAGCUCUCCCAAGGCGACGGAACGUUACCGAAGCUAGCCAGAGUUCGCAUCGAGCUCGUCAUAGCGCAGUGUGUUGCGACCGUCUCCGGUCGGCUCAGGUUGCCGCAGAGCAUAACUGCUGCCUCAGCGGGGCAAGAGCUCGAGGAUACCAUCAAACUAGCUGAUUAUCUCACCGCGGCCAACGUUGACCUGGUGUCAGAAGUUCGCUCGUUCGACCGAGAUACGAAUGCAAGUCCGCUCACGGAUGAAGGUGCUAAAGCACGCAAACGCUUGGAGGAGCGGGUGACGGAACACGCACGAUUGGUGAAUACCCUGCACGCCCGUGCGUUCACCUCCCCCGGCUAUGCCUGUGCCUGGGCGUCAUGGAUGGAUCUGGGUGUAGUGGCGUACGACCUGUAUGACCUCCCGGGGCAAACCCUCGAGAUCUCGCGUGCCACUGAGCUCCUCCAGAGCAUUGUGGAGGAGAGAAAUGUGUUGUUGAAACGGGUGAAGGUUUUGGAUAGCAAAGACUUCAAUAUGAAGUCUCCAGAGUGGAUCGAGGUGAAGAGGGCUCUUCUUGGCAUGAACUUGUUGUUUAGUGUACACGUGGGUGACAUCCAAGGUCUAGUGUAACAUCAUUGUAAGGACGAUAACUUCAGGCCCGCGAACAGAUACAUAACAUAGAUCUCUGUAAUACUACCAACAUUCUGUCUGGGGAUAUGUAACACCGCGC
This is a messenger RNA of Fomitopsis serialis, 1169 nucleotides long. RefSeq lists its product as uncharacterized. Bases 107 to 1069 code for a protein of 320 amino acids. Lineage: Eukaryota; Fungi; Basidiomycota; Agaricomycetes; Polyporales; Fomitopsidaceae. The record is from RefSeq and is a predicted model, not a curated record. The transcript is spliced from 2 exons.